AUGUCAUUGGCUAUGGGCGUCAUUGCUCAUAUCGUACUUCUGCUUACGAUGAUAUCCAAACGUGAUCCGGUCAAGGGAUUUAUCGUGACCGUACUAUGCUGGUGUGCCUCAGCGAUUACACUACUUAGUGUCAUUGGUGUUAUAGCUGGUCGCGACCUAACGGUGCAACCUCAGCAGACGCUGAGAUAUACGCAAAGCUUUUUCUAUGGGACAUUCGCGGCGGGCCUCUACUUAGUGAUUGCUGUGUUGUUGGCAGCAUACGCUGGCAAUGUGCGCUCAGUACAUCUCACCCACGAGGAACGGCGAACUAUAGAAUGCACGAGAAUUAUCUUGCGAGUGACGGCUUUCGGAGCCUUUCUGCUCGGGGGUGCUGCUGUCUACACGGCCAUUGAAGGGUGGAGUCUUAUGGAUGCAUUGUACUGGGCCGACUUUACCCUUCUAACCGUCGGUAUUGGAAACAUAGCUCCCAAAACUCACCUUGGGCGAAGCUUACUUUUCCCAUACGUCUUUGCGGGGCUUAUGAAUGCGGGCCUAGUCAUCAGCGCAAUAAGUUCAUUCACCGAAAGCAUGAAGGAGCUGGGCAUCAGGUUCAGGAUUGCUGAACUGCGCCGUGAUAUGCAGAGCCGCCAACACAUCAAUGGACCUACUGGCAACAGUGGUAAUGAUAAGGGGAAGCAGCCGCGAGAUCCGCCAACAGAUACUUGGUACCCAAUUAAAGCUGAUAUUUCGCGGUUGCAACGUAUCAAACAUGACUUAUAUCGGAGACACCGAUGGAUGACCUUAAUCUUUUCCGGAAUAGCUUGGUUCUUUCUUUGGCUGGUAAGUGCUGCUAUCUUUGGUCGCUCCGAGAGAAGACAGGAUUGGAGUUAUUUCGCAUCUCUUUAUUUUACAUUCACAUCUCUGACCACGAUCGGCUAUGGUGAUCUAUACCCAACCAGCAAUUUUGGAAAAGCAUUCUUUGUGUUUUGGUCUCUCCUUGCUAUUCCUGUGCUGACUAACCUUGUUGCUGCUAUGGCACAAUCGGGUUUUGAGGAGUUCACUUGUUUGCUACCCUAUAUAUGGAGACUCAAAAGCUCCAGACUCCCGCAUCAGCAUGCACAAAGCAGGAUGGAUCCCAGUGCUCCCGGUGAGCGGGAGAAAGGGAAUUCAUUGUCAGGUCCACAUGGUAGCAGUCAUGUCUCCGGGCCCGCAGAGGCCAGGCAAACAUAUAGCAGUGGACCAAGCGGUAGUGCAACCUGUAAGGAAAGGGAGUCAUGUGAACCACUUAUACAAGCCGCUCAACGCUCCCUUUCUCUCGGCGAAGAAGCAAGCAAGCUCAUCGCAGUUCUACAAAGCCCCUCUACUACCCACCUGGAUCUUUCCAGUGAGUGGGCUACGAUUCUCGCACUGCUCCAUCCUGAAAGCAAGGAGGAUAAUGUGUUGGAUGCCACGCCUAUUACCAGUCCGUAUCGACAUACGACCUUGGCUGAACUGCUAGACUCCAACAUGUCGGCCACGGAAAGAAGCAAGGAAAUCCUAUGGAUGCUCGGGUAUUUAGUGAACAUGAUUUGUUCAGAUCUACGGGAGGGUUUGCAGGGACAACAGAUUGAUUCGCCGCACCCUUAA
This is a messenger RNA of Aspergillus terreus NIH2624, 1605 nucleotides long. RefSeq names its product potassium channel family protein. The record is from RefSeq and is a predicted model, not a curated record. NCBI's taxonomy places the organism in Eukaryota, Fungi, Ascomycota, Eurotiomycetes, Eurotiales, Aspergillaceae. Gene Ontology annotation, cellular component: membrane. The transcript has a single exon. Gene Ontology annotation, molecular function: potassium ion leak channel activity. The coding region runs from base 1 to 1605 and encodes 534 amino acids. Gene Ontology annotation, biological process: stabilization of membrane potential; potassium ion transmembrane transport.